Molecule: messenger RNA, 2468 nt
Organism: Gorilla gorilla gorilla (western lowland gorilla)
Lineage: Eukaryota; Metazoa; Chordata; Mammalia; Primates; Hominidae
Gene: CRYZL1
Product: crystallin zeta like 1
Exons: 11
Coding region: 125-1018 (297 amino acids)
Molecular function (GO): oxidoreductase activity
Source: RefSeq, a predicted model, not a curated record
CCCGCCCUUCAGGAGUGACGAGCGGCCUGACCAAUGGGAGCAGGGGGCGGGCUCUCUGCCGAAGGACUGGAAGGUGGCGGUGGUGAAGGUGCAGGCCGUUGGGGCGGCUCAGAGGAAGGUGACUAUGAAAGGCUUAUAUUUCCAACAGAGUUCCACAGAUGAAGAAAUAACAUUUGUAUUUCAAGAAAAGGAAGAUCUUCCUGUUACAGAGGAUAACUUUGUGAAACUUCAAGUUAAAGCUUGUGCUCUGAGCCAGAUAAAUACAAAGCUUCUGGCAGAAAUGAAGAUGAAAAAGGAUUUAUUUCCUGUUGGGAGAGAAAUUGCUGGAAUUGUAUUAGAUGUUGGAAGCAAGGUAUCAUUCUUUCAACCAGAUGAUGAAGUAGUUGGAAUUUUGCCCCUGGACUCUGAAGACCCUGGACUUUGUGAAGUUGUUAGAGUACAUGAGCAUUACUUGGUUCAUAAACCAGAAAAGGUCACAUGGACGGAAGCAGCAGGAAGCAUUCGGGAUGGAGUGCGUGCCUAUACAGCUCUGCAUUAUCUUUCUCAUCUCUCUCCUGGAAAAUCAGUGCUGAUAAUGGAUGGAGCAAGUGCAUUUGGUACAAUAGCUAUUCAGUUAGCACAUCAUAGAGGAGCCAAAGUGAUUUCAACAGCAUGCAGCCUUGAAGAUAAGCAGUGCCUUGAAAGAUUCAGACCUCCCAUAGCCCGAGUGAUUGAUGUAUCUAAUGGGAAAGUUCAUGUUGCUGAAAGCUGUUUGGAAGAAACAGGUGGCCUGGGAGUAGAUAUUGUCCUAGAUGCUGGAGUGAGAUUAUAUAGCAAAGAUGAUGAACCAGCUGUAAACCUACAACUACUACCACAUAAACAUGAUAUCAUCACACUUCUUGGUGUUGGAGGCCACUGGGUAACAACAGAAGAAAACCUUCAGGUGAAGAAACACAAGCACAGAGAUGUUGAUACAGACUCAAGGAUGCGGCAAGUGGCGGAGCAAGAAUCACACUCAGGCGGUCUCUCUCCUUUCUGAACGGAGAUGAGCCCUAAGAUACCUGGAAGAUUUUGUUUUUAACCUCACAUUAAGGAAAGUACACAUCACCUUGAAAGGUUGCACACUUACUCCUAUGAUGGUGCCAUUGCACAGAAACAUUUCAGAAUACUUUUCUAAAUUAAAGAGUUUGUGGAGUGUUUUAUAAAUAUCAAUGCUAGGAAAUCUUUAUCAAAUGAAGAUAGGUUUGACUUUUUGAAACAAAAGUCAUUCAGAGAUAAGUCUGGUGUGAUUGAAGCCAAAUCAUUCCAGUUGAGUAAAAAUAAUAAAAAGUUUGGAAUAUACAAACAAUUUCAAAAAGAAAGGUCCAAACCUCUUUAGAGUAGGGUCAACUUAAGAAUUCCUUUUAUUUCUAAAAUGACUGGCUUAGAGGCAGCAGCACUUGGUAAAAGUUUUAAUGUAUUGGAUAAAAAAAAAGUUAUCAUUACUUGAUAGAGCAUAUGUGUGUGUCUGAAGAAAGAUUUACAUAGCCUUACACUUGUCUCUACUGAAUAUCAUACGUUACUUUUCUUAAAUGUGUCUAGUCAUAUAUGUGUGAUAUGUAUAAAGGCCAGUUCCCUCCAGGAGCAAUGACAGACUUUAUUCGGAGCUUUAAGGUAGUUAUGUAGGCCGGGCAUGGUGGCACAUGCCUGUAAUCCCAGCUACUCAUGAGGCUGAGGCAGGAGAAUCGCUUGAACCUGGGAGGCGGAGGUUUCAGUGAGCCAAGAUUGCGCUACUACACUCCAGCCUGGUGACAGAGCGAGACUCCAUCUCAAAAAAAAAAAAAAAAAAAAAAAAGUUACGUAAUUAGUAUACUGCAUGUAUUAAGUUUUAAGGAGUAGAUUUCAAAACCCCUUCAUAUAGUGAAUGUAUGAGUUUAAAGUUAUUUCUGAUUAAAUAUUUCCUAUUAAAUUUGAAAAUUAGAUUUAACUUUCUAAAAGGAUUUUUAAUUAAUUUCAUUUUUUAAAAAGGUACAUGAGCUGGCGCAGUGGCUCAUGCCUGUAAUCCCAGCACUUUGGGAGGCCAAGGUGGGGGAUCACGAGGUCAGGAAAUCGAGACCAUCCUGGCUAACAUGAUGAAACCCCGUCUCUACUAAAAAUACCAAAAAAAAAAAAAAAAUUAGUUGGGCGUGGUGGCACAUGCCUGUAGUCCCAGCUACUCCAGAGGCUGAGGCAGGGGAAUUGCUUGAACCCAGGCGGGGAAGGUUGCAGUGAGCUGAGAUGGCGCCACUGCACUCCAGCUUAGCUACAGAGCGAGACUCUGUCUCAAAAAAAAAAAAAAAAAAAGUAAAUGUCCAAUCCAAUAACAUUGUAAUUAUUAAGAAUAACAUGGAAUGAUGCUACAGUGGAGAAUACCAUGUGGCUAUUAAAAGUAACAGUUAACAAAAGUAACAUUAGUUAAGGUUAGAAUACUAUGUAGCUAUUAGUUUUGAUUUUUUUUUUUUUUUUUUUUU